Molecule: messenger RNA, 1209 nt
Organism: Pieris macdunnoughi
Lineage: Eukaryota; Metazoa; Arthropoda; Insecta; Lepidoptera; Pieridae
Source: the annotation of a GenBank genome assembly
AUGGAGCAUGCUGAUUUGGUGUCUGAGAUGGCACAGGUGGAGCAUCUGACUACUCAGGAGCGGCUUCACCUAGCCCGUAGACGUCGUUUGCAACAGCUUAAAAUAUGGCAGCAGAGAGAGAAAGAAUGGGCACGAACGAAGGCUAGAAGAGAAAAGAGCAACAAGAGAAGUAUAUACUUCAGUGAUAGUGUCAUGCUGCUGGAGGCCGCUGCGAGGAAUGAUAUAGAAGAAGUACGACGUCUCCUCGCACGUGGCGUGACACCGGAUGCAACAAACGAAGAUGGAUUAACAGCUUUACAUCAAUGUUGUAUAGAUAAUAACGAAGCCAUGAUGCGUCUUCUACUCGAUCAUGGUGCGAACGUGAACGCCGAAGAUAGCGAGAAGUGGACGCCCCUACACGCGGCAGCUACUUGUGGCAAUUUAAACCUAGUGCGGAUUUUAAUACAGAGAGGUGCAAACUUACUGGCUGUGAAUGGGGAUGGGAAUAUGCCGUAUGAUAUAUGCGAAGAGGAGAGAACGUUGGAUGCGAUAGAGAGUGAGAUGGCGGCGAGAGGAGUAACACAGAGACUGAUAGAUGAGACCAGGGCGGCGACGGAAAUGCAAAUGUUGAUGGAUGUAGCGGAGAUGGUUAAGACUGGCAUGGAUUUGGAUGAGCCGAGAGAUAGUCAAGGUGCGACACUGUUACACGUAGCAUCUGCGAAUGGUUACUUGAAGGUGGUGGAGUUCCUAUUGGAGCAUAGAGCUUCAUCAGAUGUGAUGGAUCAUGAUAUGUGGCAGCCGGUCCAUGCUGCAGCCUGCUGGGGGCAUUUAGAAGUAUUAGAGCUAUUAGUACAAUAUGGAGCCGAUCUCAAUGUAAGGAAUAAGCAUGAUGAAACACCGGCAGAUAUAUGUGAGGAAGGUGAAAUGCGGGCACGUAUAACGCGUUUAGCAGCGGAGCAAGAAGAGGUGAGACGUCGUGCCGCCAGCGGAGCCGGAGACAGACUGAAGACUGCAAGGCGAUCUUCUUCUACUGCUUCCACUAGCCGAGUACGUUCCGUUCGACGCACUUCACUCCGAGAGAAGCAAAUGGCAGCGAAGGCUGAUGCAAGGGGUGAAGCGAGGCUUCGGGAAACCUUCGAUUCGGCGGUUGAUGAUGAAUGUCAGGUAAAAACAAUUUCAUACGAUAUAUAUUUAAGUAUCACGUAUGUAAAGGAUCUCGCGUCUGUAUGA